UCUCCCGGCCUUCCAUAAUAUCCGCCUUAGCCGACAACCACAACAACUUUCCAGCCUCAACCCCCUUCGAAACCUGUGCGAUUUAACACUCGGCUCUUCCAAUUACCCCUUCUCCUCCAUCGUCAUAUCCCAUAACGACCUCAAAUUGGCAACCUCAACGGCGUAAAGGGCUUUCCGGCCAGGGCCGGCCAUACAUACAGCCCCGAGCUUGACUUUCCACCUCCGCGUCGCUCCGCUACUCGUACGCGCCCUCGCGACCAUGGCCAUCCAACAACACCAGGAAGACAGCGAGGUCACAAAUCCCGUCAAGAGGAUAAGAUGGGCCACCCACCGUGCCACCGCGCAAAGUGCCGAGCACAAGCGUCACUCGUUGAAGGAACGUCUGCAUAGGAGAAUAGGUUCUGGUAGCGAGAAGAAGAGGGAAUCAUUCGGCAAGGAGGCAGGCCCGUCAGAGAAUGGUGAUCUUGAAAGCUCAGAAGGAGGCAGCGAAGAGGACGAAGCAGGUCGAAGGGUAUACUUCAACAUCCCUCUCCCCUCUUCAGAAAAAGACGAAGACGGCCGUCCGUUACAACACUACGCACGAAACAAGAUACGGACCGCCAAAUACACACCGCUCAGCUUUAUUCCGAAAAACUUGUGGUUUCAAUUCCACAACGUUGCAAACAUUUACUUCUUGUUCAUCAUUAUUCUAGGUAUAUUCUCCAUCUUUGGAGCCGAAAAUCCAGCACUGAAUGCUGCACCUCUGAUCGUUAUCUUGUGUGUUACUGCCAUCAAAGAUGCCAUUGAGGACUGGCGCCGAACCGUCCUCGACAACGAACUCAACAACGCGCCCGUGCAUAGAUUGGUCGAAUUCAACAAUGUCAAUACUGCUGGAGAUGUCGUUAACUACUGGCGAAGGAUCAAGAAAGCAUGCACCAGGGGUGUGAUUUGGACCUGGAGGAGCAUGAAGAAAUUAAGCAACAAGAAUAAGGCUGGCAGUGAGAAGGAUCCCGAAGUAUCGAGGCCUUCGAUCGAAACGCGACGUGCAUCGGUUGCAACGAAGAGGUCGUCUUACUUCGAGACGGACCAUGGACGCAACGGCGAGGAAGGAAUUCAGAUGACACCAGUACCGUCACCUCUUCCGGGACAAUCACCGCCUACGGACGCGAUCCGCUUCGGUGAUCAGACGCACGUCAAGGAAGGCGAUAAUGCCAGGGCCCAAAAUCCGCCAAACGGCACGAAGAAGUUUUGGGGUAGCGUCAUGGACCCUUAUACCACCACGCCCGACAAGGCUCGCUUCAAGAAGGACAUGUGGAAGAACGUACAGGUCGGCGACUUUGUGCGACUUUAUAACGACGAGGAGGUCCCAGCUGAUGUGAUUGUUCUAUCCACAUCGUCCGAAGACGGCGGUUGUUACGUUGAGACGAAGAACCUGGAUGGCGAAACCAACUUGAAGGUUCGUAACGCUCUUCAUAGUACCCGCGACGUUAAGCAUGCGCGUCACUGUGAACGCGCCGAGUUUGUGAUUGAGAGCGAAGGUGCCCAUUCAAACCUCUAUUCGUACAGCGCCGUCAUCCGCUGGAAGCAGUACGAUGCAAAGGAUCCCGAAGUUCCCGCCUACGACAUGGCCGAACCCAUCUCCAUCAACAAUCUCCUCCUCCGUGGUUGCCAGAUUCGUAACACCGAGUGGGUACUCGGUGUCGUCGUUUUCACUGGCGAGGAUACCAAAAUCAUGAUCAAUUCAGGAGUUACACCUAGCAAGCGAGCUAAGAUCACCAAAGACCUGAACUGGAACGUCAUUUACAACUUCGUUAUCCUGUUCUUCAUGUGUCUGGUUUCCGGCAUUGUUCUGGGUGUCUACUGGGGAAAAACCGACACAUCACACGCCUACUUUGAGUUCGGAUCCUUUGGAAAUAACAAACCUGCCCUCGAUGGUGUCAUCGGCUUCUGGGCUGCUGUCAUCUUGUUUCAGAAUUUGGUCCCCAUCUCUCUCUACAUCACUCUUGAAAUCAUUCGCACAGCGCAGGCUUUCUUCAUUUACAGCGACGUUCUCAUGUACUACGACAAGAUCGAUUAUCCCUGCACGCCCAAGUCCUGGAACAUCUCCGACGAUGUCGGGCAGAUCGAGUACAUCUUCUCGGACAAGACUGGCACGCUUACUCAGAAUGUCAUGGAAUUCAAGAAGGCGACCAUCAACGGUGUCCCAUACGGUGAAGCAUACACAGAGGCUCAAGCUGGUAUGCAGCGUCGACAAGGCAUUGAUGUUGAGCAGGAAGGUGCUCGUGCCCGCGAACAAAUCGCACGUGAUCGUGUCCGUAUGCUUGAGGGAAUUAGGAAAAUGCACAAUAACCCGUAUCUUAACGACGACGACUUGACUUUCAUCGCACCGGAUUAUAUCGGAGAUCUCGCAGGUGAUUCUGGACCAGAACAACGCGUUGCUAAUGAGCGCUUCAUGGUUGCACUGGCCUUGUGCCACACUGUCAUUACCGAGAGGACCCCAGGCGACCCCCCGAGGAUUGAAUUCAAGGCGCAGUCUCCGGAUGAGGAGGCCUUGGUAUCCACAGCUCGUGACGUUGGGUUCACUCUCGUCGGCCGUGAAGACGACCGUUUGGUUGUAAAUGUUCUGGGAGAGGAGCGUCGAUACACUGUCCUGAACACUCUCGAAUUUAACUCGACUCGAAAGCGUAUGAGUGCCAUCAUCCGCAUGCCCGAUGGUAAAAUCAUCUUGUUCUGCAAGGGAGCUGACAGUAUGGUCUAUUCUCGACUCAUUCCCGGUGAGCAACGAGAACUCCGCGCGGCCACAGGAGAGCAUCUCGAAAUGUUUGCCCGGGAAGGCUUGCGAACAUUGUGCAUUGCACAGAGAGAAAUCUCAGAAGAAGAAUACCAGGAGUGGAACAGAGACUACGAUAUCGCUGCAAACUCAGUCAACGGCCGCGAAGAAAAGUUGGAAGAGGUUUCGGACCGUAUCGAGAACCAUCUAUGGCUCCUUGGUGGCACUGCUAUUGAGGACAGGCUGCAAGAUGGCGUGCCAGACGCUAUCUCCUUGCUUGGUAAGGCCGGCAUCAAGCUAUGGGUGCUUACAGGAGACAAGGUGGAGACUGCCAUCAACAUUGGAUUUUCUUGCAACCUCCUCGACAACGAUAUGGAUCUGAUCAUUUUCAAGGUUGACGACAACAGUGUUGCUACAGCCGAGGCAAUGCUGGACGAGAAACUGGCCAUUUUCGGGAUGACUGGUUCCCAAGAGGAGCUUGAUGCUGCACAGAAUAAUCACGAGCCGCCCGCUGCAACGCAUGCCAUUGUCAUUGACGGAGACUCACUAAAGCUCGUCCUGGAGGAAGAGACGAGACGCAAAUUCCUACUACUCUGCAAGCAGUGCCGCGCGGUACUCUGCUGCCGAGUCAGUCCCAGUCAGAAGGCAGCUGUUGUGAACAUGGUUAAGACUGGCCUUGACUGCCUUACCCUGGCCAUUGGAGACGGUGCUAACGACGUUGCCAUGAUCCAAGAAGCUCACGUUGGUGUGGGCAUUGCGGGUGUUGAAGGUCGCGCUGCUGUCAUGGCAUCGGACUAUGCCAUUGGCCAAUUCCGCUUCCUCACCCGCCUCGUACUUGUCCAUGGUCGAUGGUCUUACCGUCGACUCGCCGAAUGUAUCGCCAACUUCUUCUACAAGAACAUCGUUUGGACAUUUUCUCUCUUCUGGUACCAGAUUUACACGAACUUCGACAGCCAAUUCGUUUUCGACUACAGCUACAUUGUAUGGUUCAAUCUUGCAUUCACCUCUUUACCUGUCAUCUUGAUGGGUGUUCUCGAUCAGGAUGUCAAUGAUAAAGUCUCGUUGGCGGUUCCUCAGCUCUAUCGACGUGGUAUUGAACGCAAGGAAUGGACGCGCCGAAAGUUCUGGGGCUAUAUGGUCGACGGAGUCUAUCAAUCCGCGAUAACAUUCUUCAUGGUAUAUCUCGUCUUUUCCCCAGCCAACGUAAACACCUCCAAUGGACUCGGCAUCGGCGACAUCAAAAGAAUGGGUGUGAUUAUAGCUACGAUCGCAGUCAUGGCUGCCAACUUCUACGUCCUGUUCAACUCAUACCGAUGGGACUGGUUGAUUGUUGUCGUAAUCAUCAUCAGCACACUCUUCAUCUGGUUGUGGACGGGGAUCUACUCAUCCUUCCCAGCAAGCGCCCAGUUCUACAAGGCUGGCGCAGAAGUAUAUGGGUCGUUGACUUUCUGGGUCGUCAUACUGCUCGCCACGGUUAUCUGCUUACUUCCACGUUUCACCGUCAAGGUCAUUCAGAAGAUCUACUUCCCACGCGACGUGGACAUCAUCCGUGAGCAAGUUAAGCAAGGCAAGUUCGAUUAUCUCAAGGAAACCGAAGCUUUCGUUCCACCUCCUCCACCAGUUGAGAAGAUGGAUUCUAUGGCUUCAUCAGAACCGGCCAAGUACAAGGCCGCGAACGCUCAGAUGGGAGACGAAGACAUUCGGCCAAUCUACCCACCUUCAGUAGCUCCAACGGCCACUACCCACAAUCCCCGGAGCCAGAAUGGCAGUGGAAGCACCGAUUAUACAUUCCGACAGUCCGUGGAGGGCAUUCCUGCACAUCGGAUGUCCAUGGAUCGCCCCCGACCUUCCUACGACCGUGCUAGGAUGUCCAUGGACCGCGUCAGGCCCAGCUUUGAGGCGAGCAAUGACUUCACAUCUGCGGCUAUGUUGACUCGCAUGGAGUCUUCUCACAGCCGGAAUAGUUUGCCGGCUCAGGACCCGCACACCAUGCAGACAGGUCAGAGAAUGAGCCGACUACGAAAUGCCUUCCGAAGACCUACAGUCACGCGAGAAGAGGCACCUGACCUGGACGAAAUACAUCCCCCACUGCCAGGAAGCCCACCGCGAAGUCCUCCGCGAUAAACUUCCUGUCACACUCGACAACACAAGUAAUAAGUCACUAUAGCAUAUUAUUCCCGAUUACGACUGUAUAUAGUAACGCCCGGCUUGGGUACAGCCGAUCUAACCCUGCACAAAAUCUCUGUUGCUUGCUUUACCUUUAUUCCACCAUGGACUGGCGUUAUUUGUAUAGAGAGCCA
Molecule: messenger RNA, 5049 nt
Organism: Aaosphaeria arxii CBS 175.79
Lineage: Eukaryota; Fungi; Ascomycota; Dothideomycetes; Pleosporales
Product: phospholipid-translocating P-type ATPase
Exons: 3
Coding region: 260-4873 (1537 amino acids)
Biological process (GO): phospholipid translocation
Cellular component (GO): plasma membrane
Molecular function (GO): ATP hydrolysis activity; ATP binding; magnesium ion binding
Source: RefSeq, a predicted model, not a curated record